Molecule: messenger RNA, 1025 nt
Organism: Rhodofomes roseus
Lineage: Eukaryota; Fungi; Basidiomycota; Agaricomycetes; Polyporales; Fomitopsidaceae
Exons: 1
Coding region: 1-744 (247 amino acids)
Source: RefSeq, a predicted model, not a curated record
AUGCGUGCCAACGUUCUCCUGGCCUUUGUCUUCGCUGCGAUCUCCGCUGUGCCCUCCUUGACCCUCCCGGUCGACGUGUAUGUUCUGCCGUUCUCAAGAAUACAGAGUCCACCUACUGACAACCGUGCCACUCACAGUGCAGGCCUCUCCGUGCGAGAUGCGAGCCUCUAUGCCCGCGAGCCCAUGCCCGUGGUUGCCGACGCCGACACCCCUGUCAAGGGCCCGGGUAACGGCGGGCAUGACCACACGAAGCGCGAGAACGCCGACCACGAGCAUGAUGACCCGACGCAUGUCGCUGCUCGCGGUCCCGUCAAGACCCCCACCAAGGGUCCGGGGGGAAAACGCGAGGACGACCACAAGCACGCUCCGACUCACAUCGGUGCUCGCGACCCCGGGCCUGUCAAGACCCCAACCAAGGGUACUGGCGGUGGCCCGAACCCCAAGCGCGAGGACGAUCACAAGCACGACCCGACGCACGUCGAGGCUCGCGGUCCUGUCAAGGCCCCAACCAAGGGUCCCGGCGGCGAGCCCAAGCGCGAGGACGUCGACGACGAGCUCUUGAAGCACAAGUCGCUCCCGCCCGUCGAGGCUCGUGGCCCCGUCAAGACCCCUACCAAGGGUCCGGUAGGUAAGCGCGACGAUGACCACAAGCAUGGCCCGACGCACGUCGCCGCCCGCGGUCCUGUCAAGACUCCCACGAAAGGACCUGGAGGUGGUGAGGGGAACCCCGAGGAAGCUUUGUAGGGUUGAGCAAUGGCGUUGAGAGUGGGUAAGACAAGUUGUAGUGGUUGAUAUGGACUGCCAGGCAUCAUCUUGAACUGAGUCGCCGACUCGGAUUCGGAUGUACGCGUUCGUCCCAAAGUGUUCAUCUACUGUGUUACAUCAAAUGCCACUUUGCACAGCACCACAGUGAGCCUCGUAUCGAACUGUGUGACACGUACCGUAGAGGUCAUCGCGACACUUGAUGCGUGAAGGGCUGUGCCACGUUUGAAUAUCUGAACAUCCACGUACACCAGUGGUGUGUU